Molecule: messenger RNA, 1549 nt
Organism: Nelumbo nucifera (sacred lotus)
Lineage: Eukaryota; Viridiplantae; Streptophyta; Magnoliopsida; Proteales; Nelumbonaceae
Product: putative jasmonic acid carboxyl methyltransferase 2
Molecular function (GO): methyltransferase activity
Source: RefSeq, a predicted model, not a curated record
GAGUAAAAUGGCUCAUGGAACUCAAUACCUUGUCUGCUCCUCUGGUUCUACUAUAUAUAUCCACCCCCAUUAUCCACACGCGAUACAGACGAGAGAGAGAGAGAGAUGGACAUAAAGCAAAUAGUCCACAUGAACGAAGGGACUGGGGAGACCAGCUAUGCCAAGAACUCCGUAGUUCAGAAUAAAAUCAUAUCGGUUGGGAAGCCAAUAAUAGAGGAGGCUGUAUUAAGCUUCUGUUGCACCAAUUAUCCUGGGAGUGAGAGAGUCGUCAUAGCGGAUCUGGGAUGUUCAUCGGGACCCAAUACUAUGUUGGCGGUAUCUGACAUUAUGGACGCCAUCUGCCGGAUAUGCCGUCAACUGGGAGACCCGUCACCGGAAUUUCAGGUGUUCUUGAACGAUCUUCCGGGGAAUGACUUCAACACUCUAUUCCGGUCAAUUCCGGCAUAUUAUAACAGUAUCAAGGAAGAAAGGGGAAGUGAAUUUGGGCACUGCUAUAUUGCAGGUAUGCCCGGUUCCUUUUACGGGAGACUAUUUCCAAGAAGGAGCCUACACUUUGUUCAUUCUUCUUCAAGUCUCCAUUGGCUCUCUCAGGUGCCACCAGGCCUCGGCAGCAAAAACAAGGGGAAACUCUUCAUAUCGAAGACAAGCCCGCCUUGCGUAUUAAGCGCAUAUGCCCUGCAAUUCCAGAAGGAUUUCACGUCAUUUCUGCAUUCACGUUCAGAAGAAAUGGUUGCAGGAGGCCGUAUGGUUUUAUCUUUGGUGGGUCGGAGGUCUGCCGAUCCCUCCACUGAAGAGAGUUGCCAUCAGUGGGAGUUUCUAGCACAAGCAAUGCAGACUAUGGUUAUCCAGGGACUAGUUGAAGAAAAGAAGUUGGAUUCGUUCAAUGCUCCCUACUACUCACCCAGUGCAGAAGAGCUCAGAUCAGCUAUACAGAGGGAAGGUUCAUUUGCAGUUGAUCGACUGGACAUCCUUGAGAUCGACUGGGAUGGGGGUGAUCAUGAUACAGCAGAAGCAGCAGCAGCAGCGGAAACAACUGAGGAGAGUGGUGCUGAGAGAGUGAUGAAGACGAUACGGGCGGUUGUGGAGUCCAUGCUGACAAGCCACUUUGGAGGGGAGAUGAUGGACGAAUUGUUCCGAAGGUACAGGGAUUUACUAAGUCAUUACAUGUCUACCUCCAACAAUACCACCAAAUACACUAACAUCAUUAUUUCCAUGUCAACAAAAUUAAGCUAUUAGAAAACAUAGAGAUGUUCUCAAUGUGAUCAACACUGCAGUGGCUUGCUGGCAGCUGGUAGUGUUUCGUUGGUAGCAGAUCAUUACCCCUAAAAAACACACCUUGGAGCCUAUAAAUAGAGGUUGCCACUUAGUAUGUUCAUGUGGUGAUUUUGCAUUCUCAAAGUUGUGGUAGUGAUGGAGAUCCCAAUAAUAAUAUAUAUGUUUGGUAACCAUCUGAUCUGAGGCGCCCUGAUUCAGUUUGAUUUCUUGCUGCCAUUGUUUUUAAAACCGAACCAGUUAGGGGUCCGGUUAUGGUCAGGUUGUUUGAUUUCAA